GGCGCGGGGCGGCCGAGGGAGCUGCAGCGGGGAGCGUGCGGCACGCGCGGACCGGCCGCCCCGACCGCCGCCCCUGGGAGCCUCGCGCGCCCGCCCGUCGCCGCCCCCACUGGCUUCUUAAGGAUUUCAUCAUCAUUAUUAUUUUUCUUUUGGCACGCUUACGUUUUCUGUUCCGUUUCGUCCUUUUCCCGGCGGGGGCGGCGGCUGCGCGAGCUCGGGGCGGGGAGGGGGCGGCCGGAGGAUGCGGCGCGGGGCUGCAGCCCGGCUCGGGCCUGCGCGCGGAGCAGGAUGCCCAGUGAUGGUGGCUCACGAGGAGGACACGCAGAUCCCCCCCGAGGAGACUAGCGCCGUGGAGCUGGUGGCCGCGCCCGCUGCGGGCAGGUGGCUGUGAACUGUGGCCUUGGCGGUUCCCACGAGGAAGCAUGUCGAAGAAGGGCCGGAGCAAGGGCGAGAAGCCCGACAUGGAGACGGACCCGGUGCAGAUGGCCAAUGAGGAGCUGAGGGCCAAGCUGACCAGCAUUCAGAUAGAGUUCCAGCAGGAGAAGAGCAAGGUGGCCAAGCUGCGGGAGCGGCUGCAGGAGGCGCGGCUGGAGCGCGAGCAGGAGCAGCGGCGGCACACGGCCUUCCUGUCGGAGCUGCGCGCCAAGCUGCACGAGGAGAAGACCAAGGAGCUCCAGGCGCUGCGCGAGGCGCUCAUCCGGCAGCACGAGGCGGAGGCGGCGCGCGCCGCCAAGAUCAAGGAGGGCGAGCUGCAGCGGCUGCAGUCCCUGCUGCACGUGCUGCGCGACGGCGCGGCCGACAAGGUCAAGACGGCGCUGCUGGCCGAGGCGCGCGAGGAAGCGCGCAGGGCCUUCGACGGCGAGCGCCAGCGGCUGCAGCAGGAGAUCCUGGAGCUCAAGGCGGCGCGCAGGCAGGCCGAGGAGGCGCUUAGCAACUGCGUGCAGGCCGACAAGGCCAAGGCCGCCGACCUGCGCGCCGCCUACCAGGCGCACCAGGACGAGGUGCAGCGCACCAAGCGCGAGUGCGAGCGCGACAUCCGCCGCCUGAUGGACGAGAUCAAAGGGAAGGACCGCGUGAUCCUGGCCCUGGAGAAGGAGCUGGGCGUGCAGACCGGCCAGACCCAGAAGCUGCAGCUCCAGAAGGAGGCGCUGGACGAGCAGCUGGUCCAGGUCAAGGAGGCCGAGCGGCACCACAGCAGCCCCAAGAGGGAGCUUCCCCCUGGCAUCGGGGACAUGGCUGAGCUCCUGGGCGCCCAGGACCAGCACAUGGACGAGCGCGACGCCAGGCGCUUCCAGCUGAAAAUUGCUGAGCUGAACUCGGUGAUUCGGAAGCUGGAGGACAGAAACACGCUGCUGGCCGACGAGAGGAACGAGCUGCUGAAGCGCUCGCGGGAGACCGAGGUGCAGCUGAAGCCGCUGGUGGAGAAGAAUAAGCGGAUGAACAAGAAGCACGAGGACCUGCUGCAGAGUAUCCAGAGGAUGGAGGAGAAGAUCAAGAACCUCACGCGGGAGAACGUGGAGAUGAAGGAGAAGCUGUCCUCGCAGGCGUCGCUGAAGCGCCACGCGUCCCUGACGGACCUGAGCCUGACCCGGGACGAGCAGGAGAUCGAGUUCCUGCGGCUGCAGGUGCUGGAGCAGCAGCACCUCAUCGACGACCUCUCACUGGAGAGAGAGCGGCUGCUGCGCUCCAGAAGGCUGCGGGGGAAAGGCCUGAAGCCACCCAAGAAGCAUGUUGUGGAGACAUUUUUUGGAUUUGACGAGGAGUCAGUGGACUCAGAGACCUUGUCUGAGACCUCGUGCACCACGGACAGGACGGACCGGGCCCUGGCCACCCCCGAGGAGGACGUGGAUGAUGCCCCCAGCAGAGAGGAGGCGGACCUGCGCUUCUGCCAGCUGACCCGGGAGUACCAGGCGCUGCAGCGGGCCUACGCGCUGCUGCAGGAGCAGGUCGGGGGCACGCUGGACGCUGAGAGAGAGGCCCGGACCCGUGAACAGCUGCAGGCCGACCUGCUUCGGUGCCAGGCCAAGAUCGAGGAUCUGGAGAAGCUCCUGGUCGAGAAGGGGCAGGACGCAAAAUGGGUGGAAGAAAAGCAGCUGCUCAUCAGAACAAACCAAGACCUGCUGGAAAAGAUUUAUAGGCUGGAGCUGGAAGAGAACCAGCUGAAGAACGAAAUGCAAGACGCCAAGGACCAGAACGAGCUGUUAGAGUUCAGAGUGCUAGAACUGGAAGAGAGAGAGCGGAGGUCGCCGGCCUUUAACCUCCAAAUCGGCGCCUUCCCCGAGAAUGCCAGCAGCGCGCUCCAGCUGUUCUGUCGUCAAGAAGGAGUGAAGGAUGUGGAUAUCUCUGAACUCAUGAAGAAGUUAGAUCUCCUGGGCGAUAACGGGAAUUUGAGGAAUGAAGAACAGGUCGCCAUAAUCCAGGCCGGAACCGUGCUGGCCCUGUGUGAGAAGUGGCUGAAGCAGAUAGAGGGGACGGAGGCUGCCCUGACACAGAAGAUGCUGGACCUGGAGAAGGAGAAGGAUCUGUUCAGCAGGCAGAAGGGCUACCUGGAGGAGGAGCUGGACUACCGGAAGCAGGCCCUGGACCAGGCGUACCUGAAAAUCCAGGAGCUGGAGGCCACGCUGUACACGGCGCUGCAGCAGGAGCCGGGACACAAGGCCAGCGAGGCGCUGAGCGCCGGGCAGCGGGAGGACCUGCAGGCGGCUGUGGAGAAGGUGCGGAGACACAUCCUGCGGCAGAGCCGUGAGUUUGACAGCCAGGUCCUGCGGGAGCGCAUGGAGCUGCUGCAGACAGCACAGCAGAGGGUCCGGGAGCUGGAGGACAAGCUGGAGGCGCAGAGGCGGCAGCUCAAGGAGCUAGAGGAGAAGUUUUUGUUCCUUUUCUUGUUUUUCUCACUAGCAUUCAUUCUGUGGCCUUGACGACGUCAGCAAACCGGGAACUGGGGGUCGAGAAAGAACUUACGGCAUAACCUGAGUCCCACGGCCAUCCCAGCCCCACUCACCCCAAAUUCAAGCCCAGAGACUGACCAGCCCCC
Messenger RNA from Sorex fumeus (smoky shrew), 3034 nucleotides. It is a transcript of the gene JAKMIP1, whose product is annotated as janus kinase and microtubule interacting protein 1. NCBI's taxonomy places the organism in Eukaryota, Metazoa, Chordata, Mammalia, Eulipotyphla, Soricidae. Bases 423 to 2918 code for a protein of 831 amino acids. The record is from RefSeq and is a predicted model, not a curated record. Gene Ontology annotation, molecular function: kinase binding; GABA receptor binding; microtubule binding. The transcript has 22 exons.